Molecule: messenger RNA, 2333 nt
Organism: Grammomys surdaster
Lineage: Eukaryota; Metazoa; Chordata; Mammalia; Rodentia; Muridae
Gene: Mst1
Product: macrophage stimulating 1
Exons: 18
Coding region: 35-2269 (744 amino acids)
Biological process (GO): regulation of receptor signaling pathway via JAK-STAT; proteolysis
Molecular function (GO): receptor tyrosine kinase binding; serine-type endopeptidase activity
Source: RefSeq, a predicted model, not a curated record
UGGUGGGUCACAGUGCAGCCUCCAGCUUAGGAGAAUGGGGUGGCUCCCACUUCUGCUGCUCCUGGCACAGUGUUCAAGGGCUCUUGGGCAGCGCUCACCACUGAAUGACUUCCAGCUGCUCCGAGGCACAGAGUUAAGGAACCUGCUACACACAGUGGUGCCAGGGCCAUGGCAGGAGGAUGUAGCAGAUGCUGAGGAGUGUGCUAGGCGCUGUGGGCCCCUUCUGGACUGUCGAGCCUUCCACUACAAUAUGAGCAGCCAUGGGUGCCAGCUGCUGCCGUGGACUCAGCACUCACUGCACACAGAGCUAUACCAUUCGAGUCUGUGCGAUCUCUUCCAGAAGAAAGACUAUGUACGGACCUGCAUUAUGGACAAUGGGGUCAGCUACCGGGGCACUGUGGCCAGGACAGUUGAUGGCCUGCCCUGCCAAGCCUGGAGCCACAGGUUCCCCAAUGACCACAAGCUCUCUGUCUACAGAUAUACGCCCACACCAAAGAAUGGCCUGGAAGAGAACUUCUGUCGGAACCCUGACAGGGACCCCGGAGGUCCCUGGUGCUACACAACAAACCGCAGUGUGCGUUUUCAAAGCUGUGGCAUCAAAUCCUGCAGGGAGGCUGUUUGUGUUUGGUGCAAUGGCGAGGAUUACCAUGGUGAGGUAGAUGUCACAGAAUCAGGACGGGAGUGUCAACGCUGGGACCUACAGCACCCCCACUCCCACCCUUUCCAGCCUGAAAAGUUCCUAGACAAAGCUCUGAAAGACAACUAUUGCCGUAAUCCGGAUGGAUCUGAGCGGCCCUGGUGCUACACCACAGACCCGAAUGUUGAGCGAGAAUUCUGUGACCUGCCCAGUUGCGGUAGGCUGCAGGGACAGGGCCUAGGAAGGAACUUGGAAAAAACUGGCAGGCGUGGUUCAACUGGGAGAGGGCCCAACCUGCCUCCGACCAUCAAAAGAGCCAAGUCACAGCAGCGCAACAAGGACAAGGCUUUUAACUGUUUCCGCGGAAAAGGUGAAGACUAUCGAGGCACAACCAAUACCACCUCUGCGGGCGUGCCCUGCCAGCGGUGGGAUGCGCAGACUCCGCACCAGCACCGCUUUGCGCCAGAGAAAUAUGCUUGCAAGGACCUUCGUGAGAAUUACUGCCGGAAUCCUGAUGGCUCCGAGGCUCCUUGGUGCUUCACAUCUCGACCUGGUUUCCGUGUGGCCUUCUGCUACCAGAUCCCACGCUGCACAGAAGAAGUGGUGUCAGAGGGGUGCUACCACGGCUCAGGUGAACAGUAUCGCGGCUCAGUCAGCAAGACCCGCAAGGGCGUUCAGUGUCAGCACUGGUCCUCAGAGACACCACACAAGCCGCAAUUCACACCCACCUCAGCACCACAGGCAGGACUGGAGGCAAACUUCUGCCGGAAUCCGGAUGGGGAUAGCCAUGGGCCCUGGUGUUAUACUUUGGACCCAGAGACCCUGUUUGACUACUGUGCCCUACAACGUUGUGACGAUGACCAGCCGCCAUCCAUUCUGGACCCCCCAGACCAGGUGCAGUUUGAAAAGUGUGGCAAGAGAACUGACAAGAGUAACAGACUUCGUGUGGUGGGGGGCCAUCCUGGGAACUCACCGUGGACGGUCAGCUUGCGGAAUCGACAGGGCCAGCAUUUCUGUGGGGGUUCCCUAGUGAAGGAGCAGUGGGUACUGACGGCCCGGCAAUGCAUCUGGUCAUGCCACGAACCUCUCACAGGAUAUGAGGUAUGGCUGGGUACGAUUAACCAGAACCCACAGCCUGGAGAGGCAAACCUGCAGAAGAUCCCAGUGGCCAAGGCAGUAUGCGGACCUGUAGGCUCUCAACUUGUUCUGCUCAAGCUGGAGAGACCUGUGACCCUGAACCAACAUGUGGCCCGGAUUUGCCUGCCUCCUGAACAAUAUGUGGUACCUCCAGGGACCAAGUGUGAGAUUGCAGGAUGGGGUGAUUCCAAAGGUACAAGCAAUAACACCGUCCUUCAUGUGGCCUUGAUGAAGAUCAUCUCCAACCAGGAAUGUAACGUGAAGUACCGAGGACACAUACAAGAGAGUGAGAUAUGCACCGAGGGAUUGCUGGUCCCUACGGGGGCCUGUGAGGGUGACUACGGGGGCCCACUUGCCUGCUAUACCCAUGACUGCUGGGUCCUACAGGGACUUAUCAUCCCCAACAGAGUGUGUGCACGGCCCCGCUGGCCAGCUAUCUUUACACGUGUGUCUGUGUUUGUGGACUGGAUUAACAAGGUCAUGCAGCUGGAGUAGGCCUGCGCUUGAUCCUCUAGCAAUGACAAGACUUCUUAUCAAACAUAAAGCAACCUUUUCUCUA